Messenger RNA from Python bivittatus (Burmese python), 1945 nucleotides. The record is from RefSeq and is a predicted model, not a curated record. NCBI's taxonomy places the organism in Eukaryota, Metazoa, Chordata, Lepidosauria, Squamata, Pythonidae.
GAUAAAAAUCUUUACAAAAAUAUACAAAACCUAAAAGAAGGAGAGAACGUCCUCAAACCACCAACCACCCCCAGUACUGUGGACCCCCAUUUGGUCCCCAUGCUAGUUGACAGAGCCAGGUUUUCAUGCUCUUCCAGAAGGCCAGAAGAGUGGGGGCCAAUCUCACCUCAGAUUUGCUAAUUCUGUCCCGGGGCUGGGGCCACAAGUACCGCUUUGGGAGGGGGGUUACCCGUGGGGCUGCUGGUUUGUGGAGCCUGCCGCUGCCUUUUAGCAACUCCUGACUAGGCACUGGGUUCUUAGACCACUCCCUGGGCCGCCUUCAGUUGCAGUUGGCAGCACCUUGGACCUGCCUCGGGUUCUUAGAUGGCCAGGGGUGCUAUUUUCUACUGGCGUCCCUUGGCAUCUGCUGUACCCCCUUGGGACUUCAGCCCUUCGUUGUCUUCCUUCCUCUGACAAAGUUCCAUCACAGUCCAUCUUUACUCUUCAUUUUUGUCUAUUCUUGAAUUUGGUUUUAAUGUCAGUAACCGCCCACAGCCAUUGGGAGUUGGGUUGCAUAUAAAUCAAAUAAUUUGUGGUGUUGCAGAGCCCUUUUUAAUCCAUACAACCUAAGGGUAGGAAAGAGGGACUUGCUGUAUGCAUUUUCUUCUGCUGCACGUCCAUCCGUCCUACUGGAGGGAGGCAUGCGGUCCCCCAGUAACCCUUUGUUUUGUUCUAAUUCCUGCUCUCUGUGGUAGCUGCUUUCAUACAUGGAAAUCUUUUGCUGCAUUUCUGCUUCUGGAAAUUAACCGUGUUUUCAUGUUCUUCCAUUUCUCAGGAGAAGACAACAGAUACAUUGAAUUAAAUGGAAGCUUUUUCCAAAGUCAAGUUCUCUUCAGAAGUGGGAAACCAAAUGUCUCUCUGCCUGCAGCAAAGUUCUGAUUUUUGAAACAAGAUUGUCACAAGAGAGUGAAUAGCCAGAUGUCCCUGGGAGUUGAGCAAGGAACUUGUGGCAUAUUCAGUCAGGAGAAGAUGGAGGCAGCACCUGUGCUCAUCAUUUUGUUAUCAAGAAGGUUCCUAUAAGAAUUGACCUCUUGACUAGCGAACAUUGAAUUUCAGGUGCCUCAGGCUGGCAUUGGCAGGAAGCAGAGGGGUUCACAGCUAAAAUCUCGGUCAGAGGCAGUGACUGGGGAGCCUGAAUGCACUCCUGUUCUACUUCCAAGGUAGGUGUGUGUGCACCCCCAUCAUGUUUUGGAAGUUUGAUCUGAAUACAACGUCACAUGUUGACAAAUUGCUGGACAAAGGGGAUGUUACUCUGCAUGAGUUGAUGGAUGAAGAUGACAUCCUCCAAGAAUGCAAAGCACAGAACCGGAAGCUGGUGGAUUUCCUCUGUCAGCAGCAUUGCAUGGAGGAGCUGGUCAGCUUAAUCACCCACGAGCCUCCCCUGGACAUGGAUGAGAAGGUUCGCUUCAAGUAUCCCAACACUGCCUGUGAAUUGCUGACCUCGGAUGUACCACAGAUCAGUGACAGGCUGGUGGGGGAUGAAGCUUUGUGGAACAUCCUCUAUGACUUCUUGGACCAUGAGCCUCCCUUGAACCCUUUGCUGGCCAGUUUCUUCAGCAAGACCAUUGGCAAUCUCAUAGCAAGAAAAGCAGAGCAGGUAAGGUAAUCAACAUAAAGAUAAUUAUUUUCUUGAUUUUUCAAAUACCUUCUCCCUCUGCCCCCUUUAAGGAUCUCCAACUUGACAUUGUUAAGAGAUAGUUAGUUUUCCUGUGUUGCAGAAGGAAAAAUUGAUGCUACAUUCACUUUCUCUUUGUCACCAAAUAAAAAGACUGCUUUUUCCCCAGGAAUUUUACACUGUGCUUGUAUUUAUUGUGUUAACCCAUGGUUUGCUUUGUGGCCAAAACAUCUAGUUGUGCAUGACUGCCUGCUGCCCUCUGUGCACUGGGCCUGGAUAGAUCACUGUGGG